CGGGUUCCGCGUUGAGCCGGGCGGUGACGCCGCCGGCCUCGGGGUUGGCGGGCCCUGUGCCGGUGCCGCCCUCCAGGGCCUACUGCGGCGCUGUGCCUGCGGUCCUUCUCCCCGGUGGCCCGCCCUGCCGACAGGCCCCGGCCUAAGGGCUUCGGCCGUGGGACGUCGGGUCUUCCCUGUGCCCGCCCCCGCCUCCAGAGCUCCCGUUGGGCUACGAGUGCUGGAGCUGCGCCUCCCGGUGCGCGCGUGGCCCGCCGCGCCGACUCGCGCCUAUGAGACCGGGGAGGGGCCGUGAAGCCGCCCGGGGAAGGCGCGGAUCGACGCUCCCCUGGGAGCUCCCCUGGGGCACAGAGCGGCAGCGCGUCCUCAGGAAUACUGCUUAUCGCCUUACACUGAGUUUUGGCCCAAGCUUUGGGAGCUGCUGUCUGCUUCCAGCUCACUGGACUAUAUCAAAAUAAAAAAAAAGGUGUGGGAGCGUAUGCUGUUGUAAAGGCACUUGGAGCAGCCUGGAGCAAUGCCACCACCUUCAGACAUUGUGAAAGUAGCUGUUGAGUGGCCAGGUGCCAAUGCCCAGCUGCUGGAAAUAGAUCAGAAAAGGCCUCUUGCCUCCAUCAUCAAGGAGGUCUGUGAUGGGUGGUCGUUGACAAAUCCUGAAUACUACACCUUGCGCUAUGCUGAUGGUCCUCAGCUGUACAUCACAGAACAGACUCGUUGUGACAUCAAGAAUGGAACUAUCCUGCAGCUGGCAGUUUCCCCGUCUAGGGCAGCUCGCCAGCUGAUGGAGAGGAUCCAGUCACACAGUAUGGAAGCCCGACUGGAUGCCAUGAAGGAAUUGGCUAAACUUUCAGCAGAUGUGACCUUUGCCACAGAGUUCAUCAACAUGGAAGGGAUUACAGUGCUGACACGGCUUGUGGAGAGUGGGACCAAGCUUCUGUCACAUUACAGUGAGAUGUUGGCUUUCACCCUGACUGCCUUCUUGGAGCUCAUGGACCACGGUAUUGUAUCCUGGGACAUGGUCUCAAUAACCUUCAUCAAACAGAUUGCAGGGUAUGUGAGUCAACCUAUGGUAGAUGUCUCCAUCCUCCAACGAUCCCUAGCCAUUCUAGAGAGCAUGGUGCUAAACAGUCAGACUCUGUACCAAAAGAUAGCAGAAGAGAUCACUGUGGGGCAGCUCAUUUCUCAUCUGCAAGUCUCAAACCAAGAGAUUCAGACGUAUGCCAUAGCCCUGAUCAAUGCCCUCUUCCUGAAGGCACCUGAGGACAAGAGACAGGACAAGCUGCUUAACCCACUAGACCUGCCCAUCACCGAAAUGGCUAAUGCAUUUGCCCAGAAGCACCUGAGGUCUAUAAUCUUAAAUCAUGUGAUCAGAGGAAACCGCCCAAUUAAAACAGAAAUGGCACAUCAGCUGUACGUGCUACAGGUUCUGACCUUUAAUCUCCUGGAAGAGAGGAUGAUGACCAAGAUGGAUCCUAAUGAUCAGGCACAGAGAGACAUCAUAUUUGAGUUGAGAAGAAUUGCAUUUGAUGCAGAGUCUGACAGCAACACCGUCCCUGGCAGUGGAACAGAAAAACGCAAAGCCAUGUACACCAAGGACUACAAGAUGCUAGGAUUCACUAAUCACAUCAAUCCAGCCAUGGAUUUUACUCAGACUCCUCCAGGGAUGCUGGCACUGGACAACAUGCUCUACUUGGCAAAAUUUCAUCAGGAUACCUAUAUCAGGAUUGUUCUGGAGAACAGCAGUCGAGAAGAUAAGCACGAGUGUCCCUUUGGGCGCAGUGCCAUUGAGCUUACCAGGAUGCUUUGCGAGAUCCUGCAAGUUGGGGAACUCCCCAAUGAAGGCCGAAAUGACUAUCACCCCAUGUUUUUCACCCAUGACCGUGCAUUUGAGGAGCUGUUUGCCAUCUGCAUACAGCUGUUGAACAAGACCUGGAAAGAAAUGAGGGCAACAGCAGAAGAUUUUAAUAAGGUUAUGCAGGUUGUGAGGGAACAGAUCACACGGGCUCUCCCCUCUAAACCCAAUUCCUUGGACCAGUUCAAGAGCAAACUGCGCAGCCUGAGCUAUUCUGAAAUUCUGCGACUACGCCAGUCUGAGAGAAUGAGCCAAGAUGAUUUCCAGUCACCACCUAUUGUAGAGUUGAGAGAGAAAAUCCAACCUGAAAUUUUGGAGCUGAUAAAGCAACAGCGCCUGAACAGGCUUUGUGAGGGAAGUAGCUUCCGAAAAAUUGGAAAUCGCAGAAGACAAGAAAGAUUUUGGUAUUGUCGCCUGGCUCUGAAUCACAAGGUGCUACACUACGGAGAUCUGGAAGAUAAUGCCCAGGGGGAGGUGACCUUUGAAUCUCUACAGGAAAAAAUUCCAGUUGCAGACAUCAAAGCCAUUGUCACAGGGAAGGAUUGUCCACACAUGAAGGAGAAAAGUGCACUGAAACAGAACAAGGAAGUUUUAGAAUUGGCCUUCUCGAUAUUAUACGAUCCUGAUGAGACCUUGAAUUUCAUUGCACCCAAUAAAUAUGAGUACUGUAUCUGGAUAGAUGGUCUCAAUGCUCUCUUGGGGAAGGACAUGUCCAGUGAGCUGACUAAAAGCGACCUGGACACGCUGCUCAGCAUGGAGAUGAAGCUGAGGCUGCUGGACCUGGAGAACAUCCAGAUCCCCGAGGCGCCGCCGCCCAUUCCUAAGGAGCCGAGCAGCUACGACUUCGUCUACCACUACGGCUGAGAGGGCCGCGGGGCGGUGGCGCGCGCCUCCCGCCCGGCCUCUCGCGCGGGGGGGCGGGGCCGCGGGGAGGGGGCGGGGCUGCCCGCGAAGCGCGACUUUUGUACGAGCUGCAACACGACCGUGACGCUGCUCCGGCUGCCGCCUCCUUCCGAACGGGGACCGUUCUGCCCGUGCCGUCACCGCUCCGCACGCCAGCCGCCCCUUCACCGGUACCGCCCCUCCUUCCGGCGCGGACCCCCAAAGCCGCCCCACUGUCCCGACGCGGCGGCGGCCUGGGACUCUUGGCGGGGAGGGGCGGGCGGUUCUGCUCUACUACGGCUUCUCCAUCGGCGGCACCUACAAGUGGCAUAUGAAGGGGCGGGGCGGUAGUGAUGGCGGCUGUCGGUCCCGCAAUGCUUCCUCUUCCCGCUGCUGGCCAGCCUCCUGCACCUCCUCCUCAUCUUUGGCCUCGGCUCUCGCCCGCGUUCUGGCGAGGUGCUGCUCUGUGCGGCCGCGGGCCGCGUUCUCCUGGCCCGACUGCAUCCGCCGGGGGGCCCCGCAAGUAGGGCGGGCGGGGCGGGGCAGGGCAGGGCGGUGUGCAGUUCCGAAGCCCUUUUCGGGCCUCGUUGGAGCCGCAGGGCCCCGGGUUGGCCCCUCCUGGGGGCAGCUGCGUUCCCGUGGUGCCGGCUCUGUCUCAGAGGUUGCGGUGUGGGCAGCGGCGUCAGUCCCGGUUCAGCUGCACUGCCUUGAUGGGGCAGUCCGGACACUGGCUGGAGUGUAGGGGCUGCUCCGCACUUAAGUUUCUGAAGGAGCCUCUGACGCAUCGGGACCUAACUAUGCGAAUCCUUGGUCUCCACAAAUUGACUCUUCAAGUUAUUUUUUUUAAUGUUCGUUUCAAGCUACUAUGUAAUUUCUGGAGUUUUCUCUGGUUGGAAUUUGGUCUUUAUCAUAGAAGCUCGUCACACAUGACACAAAAACUACUGUAGCUGAGACCAAGGAGUGAAGUAUCCAGAGCACAGAGCUCUGGAUACUUCAGCAGUUCUUUGGCCAUACAUUAUGUUGGUUCAGUUAUCUUCAUGCUACUGAACCAACACUGAACAGCAUCUGGCCUAAGAUCCCUGGCAAGGUUUGCAAUGUCUUACAUAAACAUGUACCAUGUUUUUUUGAAGAGUACUCUCUCCCCAUGUGUAGCAGUACCACUCCUGAGCAUAGCAUGCCACUAGAUCAGUAGAACUAGUUCCUGUGAUAGCCUAUACACAAAGGGGAACAAGACUGUAAAGAGCUGCACCAGGAUUGAGUGUGUGCUGUGGAUUGUUGCAAGACAAUUUACAGGGAACGGGACAGAAACAUAAGGAGUGAAGGAUGUUUGACCAAUGUUGGCACUGAAGAGUUACUCUAAGGAAAAUGUUUAGGUUUUUUCUGGGUCUGGUCAGAUGUCUACAUUGUCAAUAGAUGUUUGUGGGCUGUUUUCUUCUAAUGUAGUGAAAGGCAGUUAAGGGCUUCUUGGGU
Messenger RNA from Calypte anna (Anna's hummingbird), 4201 nucleotides. It is a transcript of the gene ELMO2, whose product is annotated as engulfment and cell motility 2. Gene Ontology annotation, biological process: actin filament organization; cell motility. Bases 515 to 2713 code for a protein of 732 amino acids. The record is from RefSeq and is a predicted model, not a curated record. Lineage: Eukaryota; Metazoa; Chordata; Aves; Apodiformes; Trochilidae. The transcript is spliced from 22 exons.